AUGGGCUGGAUAGCCUACCCAUGGGGGGGAGCUGGUUCAGUUUGGCUGGAACAGUGGAACGCCAGUCCUCGUCAUGCACGUGUCUUUGGUCUGGUGAACAACCUUACCAAUAAGAAGAAGCUGUCCAUGACUACGAGGCAGCAGAAGGACUCCCAUGCUUUAGGAAUUCUGGCUUUGAGCUGGAACUUGCUCAUAGCUAGUCUCCCUGCUGAGGCAAUUGGUGAGGCAGGCCUGCCUGCCAUGACAGUCAAAGGCAAUGACUUGGACUUUGGGUAUACCCUAGACUUACCUGGUGGUCCUCUCUGCUUUUCGACAGCUGAGUGGGCUCCCUCUGAGGCAUAUAUGUCACAGAAUUAUGAGUCCCCCAUUCACACAGACCAACUCUAUGCCCCUUAUGCAAUGAACUGGGUUACUCUUCAUGCUAUCAUGGAUCCAGAGCAAUGCCAGCUUCAUGGUGGCCGUAGUUCUGGUGGAAAUUAUGUGGAUGUCUCCCUCAAGGUAGUGGUGAAAUGUGCCACUGACACAGUCAUGAGUAUGCAACCCUGUUUCCAGCAUGGUACAACCCUUGCUCGAGAUGGUGUCUGCAGACAAGGAACUGCCAUCAAUUUUUCGAGGCACAUCAAGCAAGCCUUCGAUGAGGCAAUUGCAAUUGAAGGUGAUGUCAAGGCAAUGGUAGUCAUCCAGUAG
Suillus fuscotomentosus is the source of this 687-nucleotide messenger RNA. RefSeq lists its product as uncharacterized. NCBI's taxonomy places the organism in Eukaryota, Fungi, Basidiomycota, Agaricomycetes, Boletales, Suillaceae. Bases 1 to 687 code for a protein of 228 amino acids. The record is from RefSeq and is a predicted model, not a curated record. The transcript is spliced from 6 exons.